AGAAGGGUUAAAUUAGGUUAAAGACCUGGCGGAGUGCGGAGUGCCAGCCAGGGCUGUGGCCAGGUCUCCAGCUCGCUGCUCGGGGAACGAGAGCCAGAGACCUCCUGGAACGGACCCGGAGGCACGCAUGUACUCUUGAGAAAGGAGCUCAGUGAGCCCGAGGUCGUCAGCCGCAGACUCUCAGCUCUCAGCGACCGCCGCCUGUCCCCAAGGGUCGAACACCACCACCGCCGUCCCAGGCGCGCCUCCAGCGGCCGGCUUUGAGGUCCUGAGUCUCGGUCGGCGCAGCCAACGUUGCCCACAGGGACUCCGUCUCCUGCUCCAUGUCCUUGUUGGAGAACCUGUGGAUGGAAGUCGGACACUGCUGAAGCCGACCACCGCGUUAACAGAAACGGUGUUCAGAGAUACAUGAGAGCAUCUGGGGGAGACAAAUCGGGCCCCUGUGUUUCUCACCUGCCGCACUUGGAAGAAAGAUAAAUAGAUAAGAAGUCAUCUUAGCUCCCUCCAUCUCAAAGGCGUGGAAGUCAAGGAUGCCGUACAGACGCUGAGAAUCUUCCCGUGAGUGGUGGUGUGAAUGGAGCAGGAGGCUGGACCCUGGCUGAACUUGAAGCCCUGGCUCUCUCCCCCGGACUUCACCCAGGACAUGCCGCUGUCUGGUGCCAAGCCCCCAACCCCAGGAUCGACCACCUGCAGGAAGAACCAAGAUUCAGGCCCCGGGCACGUGAAGGCCAGAUGGGCAGACAGAGGCAGUGUCUCCCGUCCCCGUGAGAAUUGGGAGCACAUGGCCUGGGCCGCCCUCGGACAGCAGAAACGGUGCCGGUCUGAAACCCUGAGCUGAUCAUGGAGAGUCCUGAGUUGUUCCAAAUAACCCGUCUGCCCUCUUCCUCCUUGCUGGCUCUGCAGACGGCUGCCCCCACGCUCUUCAAGGAGCAGGUCAGCUCAUGGCCAUCAGGCUGCAGCUGACCAGUCUCUGGCCCGUAGCAUCCUGCAGAAACUUCUAGCACUGUGGGGCAGUGUGUGUUCUUCCCGGGCCUCCAGCAGCUGGGAACCAGGUCAGGACCGUAUCUUGCCAGCAGAAUCUCAGCUCCCGUUGCCAGAAAUCUUGGAGUGAGCCACGGAUCACGCCGGCCUCCCCCCCGGUGAAGAGCUCCCAAGUGAAAUCCGAGAGACUCUGGGGACUCGCUUCAACAGAAUGUUCCUCGGGCUUUCUGGACUCAGGCACUGGAGCCUCUCCCGGGAGAGACCUGCCCCCCACCCUGGCCACGUGGGCGUCACCUCUCUGGGCAGGAGGCCUCUCCGUCUCCCGGGGCUCAGACAGAGACACGGCAGAAGCCUCUUGAAUGUUGGGGAAAAGAGGCUUAGAGCCUUCGCCCUCCAGUUUCAGGGAGCCGCCACCAGGAUGGGAGCUGCUACCAGACAGGACUUCUCCCUCGAGGCGAUGCUGACCCUCAGCUGGCUGGCCCUGGCCUGCUUCCCUGGGGCCGUGUCCACAGCCGUGUGCCCGGACCAGAGCCCCGAGCUGCAGCCCUGGAACCCCGGCCACGACCCGGACCACUAUGUGCACAUCGGGCGGGGCAGGGCCCUGCUGCUUGCCGCGUCUGCCACAGUGAACUCCAUCCACGUCUCCCAGGGGGGAAAGCUAGUCAUCAAAGACCACGAGGAGCCCAUUGUCCUGCGGGCCCGGCACGUCCUGAUAGACGACGGUGGGGAGCUGCAUGCUGGGAGCGCCCUGUGCCCCUACCAGGGCAACUUCAGCAUCGUUCUCUACGGAAGGGCCGACGAAGGAGUUCAGCCCGACCCUUACUUUGGCCUGAAGUACAUCGGGGUGGGCCCAGGAGGCACGCUGGAGUUACAUGGACAGAAAAAGCUCUCUUGGACAUUUCUGAACAAGACCCUUCGCCCAGGCGGCCUGGAGGAAGGAGGCUAUUUUUUUGAAAGGAGCUGGGGUCACCGUGGAGUCAUUGUUCACGUCAUCGACCCCAAAUCGGCGACAGUUGUCCAUUCCGACCGGUUUGACACCUACAGAUCCAAGAAGGAGAGCGAGCGUCUGGCCCAGUACUUGAACGCGGUGCCUGCGGGCAGGAUCCUCUCGGUGGCCGUGAACGAUGAGGGGUCUCGGAACCUGGACGACGCGGCCAGGAAGGCCAUGACCAGGCUGGGCAGCAAACACUUCCUACACCUCGGAUUCAGACACCCUUGGAGUUUCCUCACCGUGAAAGGAAAUCCCUCCUCUUCGGUUGAAGACCAUAUCGAGUAUCACGGACACCGAGGCUCGGCGGCCGCCCGGGUGUCCAAAGUGUUCCAGACGGAGCACGGGGAGCCCUUCAACGUCUCUUCCUCCAGCGAGUGGGUUCAAGAUGUGGAGUGGACGGAGUGGUUUGACCACGACCGAGUGGCGCACACUAAAGGCGGGGAGAAAAUUUCAGACCUCCGGGUCGCUCACCCAGGAAAGAUCUGCAAUCGUCCCAUCGACAUCCAGGCCACGACGGCGGAGGGCGUUAACCUCACCACCGAGGUCGUCUACAAAAAAGGCCAGGAUUAUAGGUUUGUGUGCUACAACGGGGGCCGAGCCUGCCAGACCUACCGUGUGCGAUUCCUGUGUGGGAAGCCCGUGAGGCCCAAACUCACCGUCACCAUCGACACCAACGUGAACAGCACCGUCCUGACCCUGGAGGACGAGGUUCGGUCGUGGAAGCCCGGGGACACGCUGGUCGUCGCCAGUACUGACUACUCCAUGUACCAGGCAGAGGAGUUCCAGGUGCUGCCCUGCAAAGCCUGUGCCCCCAACCAGGUCCGAGUGGCAGGGAAACCGCUGUACCUGCACAUCGGGGAGGAGGUAGAUGGUGUGGACAUGCGGGCCGAGGUCGGGCUGCUGAGCCGGAACAUCGUGGUGCGGGGGGAGGUGGAGGACCGGUGCUACCCUUACAGCAACCACGUCUGCAACUUCUUCGACUUCGACACCUUCGGGGGCCACAUCAAGUUUGCACUGGGCUUUAAGGCGGCGCACCUGGAGGGCGUGGAGCUGAGGCACAUGGGGCAGCAGCUGGUGGGGCAGUACCCCAUCCACUUCCACCUGGCGGGCGACGUGGACGAGAAGGGAGGCUACGACCCGCCCACGUACGUCCGCGAGCUCUCCAUCCACCACACAUUCUCUCGCUGCGUCACGGUGCAUGGCUCCAACGGCCUAUUGGUCAAGGACGUGGUGGGCUAUAACUCUCUGGGCCACUGCUUCUUCACGGAGGAUGGGCCAGAGGAACGGAACACCUUUGACCACUGUCUGGGCCUCCUCGUCAAGUCAGGAACCCUCCUCCCCUCCGACCGUGACAGCAAGAUGUGCAGGACCAUCACAGAAGACUCCUACCCAGGCUACGUCCCCAAGCCCCGGCAGGACUGCAAUGCGGUGUCCACCUUCUGGAUGGCUAACCCCAAUAACAACCUCAUUAACUGUGCGGCCGCGGGCUCCGAGGAGACCGGGUUCUGGUUCAUCUUCCACCACGUGCCCACAGGCCCCUCGGAGGGGAUGUACCCCCCAGGCUAUUCAGAGCACAUUCCGCUGGGGAAAUUCCAUAACAACCGAGCACAUUCCAACUACCGGGCUGGCAUGAUCAUAGACAACGGGGUCAAGACUACAGAGGCUUCUGCCAAGGACAAGAGGCCCUUCCUCUCUAUCAUCUCUGCCAGGUACAGCCCUCACCAGGACGCCGACCCGCUGAAGCCCCGGGAGCCUGCCAUCAUCCGACAUUUCACUGCCUACAAGAACCAGGACCACGGGGCCUGGCUGCGCGGCGGGGACGUGUGGCUGGACAGCUGUCGGUUUGCUGACAAUGGCAUCGGCCUGACCUUGGCCAGUGGUGGGACCUUCCCAUAUGACGACGGCUCCAAGCAGGAGAUAAAGAACAGCCUGUUUGUUGGGGAGAGUGGCAACGUGGGGACGGAGAUGAUGGACAACAGGAUCUGGGGCCCCGGCGGCCUGGACCACAGCGGCAGGACCCUCCCCAUAGGCCAGAACUUCCCGAUCCGAGGAAUUCAGUUCUAUGACGGCCCCGUCAGCAUCCAGAACUGCACUUUCCGCAAGUUCGCGGCCCUGGAGGGCCGGCACACCAGCGCCCUGGCCUUCCGGCUGAACAACGCUUGGCAGAGCUGCCCCCAUAACAACGUGACCAACAUCGCCUUCGAGGACGUCCCGAUUACUUCCAGAGUGUUCUUCGGAGAGCCCGGGCCCUGGUUCAACCAGCUGGACAUGGAUGGAGAUAAGACGUCGCUGUUCCACGACAUCGACGGCUCUGUGUCCGAGUACCCGGGGUCCUACCUCACCAAGGACGACAACUGGCUGGUCCGGCACCCGGACUGCAUCAACGUCCCCGACUGGAGAGGGGCCAUCUGCAGCGGGCACUAUGCACAGAUGUACAUCCAGGCCUACAAGACCAGCAACCUUCGGAUGAAGAUCGUCAAGAACGAGUUCCCGGGCCGGCCCCUCUACCUGGAGGGCGCCCUGACCCGGAGCACCCACUACCAGCAGUACCAGCCGGUCGUGGCGCUGCGGAAGGGCUACACCGUGCACUGGGACCAGACGGCCCCCGCCGAGCUCAUCAUCUGGCUCAUCAACUUCAACAAGGGCGACUGGAUCCGCGUGGGGUUCUGCUACCCCCGAGGCACCACCUUUUCCAUCCUCUCGGACGUGCACAAUCGCUUGCUGAAGCAGACGUCCAAGACGGGCACCUUCAUGCGCACCUUCCAGAUGGACAAGGUGCAGCAGAGCUUCCCGGGCAGGAGCCAUUACUAUUGGGAUGAGGACUCCGGGCUGCUGUUCCUGAAGCUGGAAGCGCACAGCGAGAGGGAGAGGUUUGCUUUCUGCUCGGUGAGAGGCUGCGAGAGAAUCAAGAUCAAGGCUCUGCUGCCCAAGGACGCCGGCAUCAGCGACUGCACGGCCAGCGCCUACCCCCGGUUCGCCGAGCGGCCAAUCGUGGACGUGCCCAUGCCCCGGAAGCUCCUUGGCGCCCAACUGAAGACGAAGGACCGCUUCCUGGAGGUGAAGAUGGAAAGUUCCAGGCAACGCUUCUUCCAUCUCAUGAGCGACGUCGCCUACACUGAAGUGGACGGUGUGAAGCGUCCCAGCGCGGAGGAUGGCCUCCAGGUGCUGGCGGUCGAUGGCCACCGGGGCCACGUGCUGAGCCACGCCAGCUUCCGGAACGUCAUUCUGCAGGGUGUCCCGUGGCAGCUUCUGGAGCACAUAGCAGCCCUUCCGGACAAUUGCAUCGUGCUCAUGGUGUCCAAGGGAAGAUAUACCUCCAGGGGCCCCUGGACCAGAGUGCUGGAAAGCCUCGGCGCAGACAAGAGCCUCAAAUUGAAAGAAAAGAUGGCAUUCGUUGGCUUCAAAGGGGACUUCCGGCCCACCUGGGUGACCCUGGACACGGACGACCACAAGGCCAAGAUCUUCCAAGUGGUGCCGAUCCCCGUGGUGAGGAAGAAGAAGCUGUGAGGGGGCUGCUCGCGGUGCUGCCCCCCGGUGCGCAGUGAUGGCAGACCCCGGCGGCGGGCGGCUCCCCCGGCCCUGGCCCCAGUGGGGUCAGCCCUGAUGGGCCAAGGGGAGGCCGUCAGAGAUGCCUGGUGCUGCCCACCCCCUCCCCAGCCUCCAGUCAAGGGUCUCCCUGCAGCCUCCUGGGUACUUCUCUCCUGCCUCUGCAGGGGGGUGGGGAGGCGUGGGGGGUGUACGCGGAGUCCCGAGCGGUGCUGGCACCCGGAGCCCCGAUCAGCCAUCGCAGAUCUCCGUGCUCCCCAGCGUGCAUGGUGGGAGGUGGAGCCGGGAAGAGAGUUGGGUCUUCGGGAAAUCUCUGUUCCUGUUAGCGAGCGGCGACCUUCAGGCCUUGGGAGCUGGGGUGUAGACAGCGCUCCCCAAGGCGGACCGGCAACCCUCGGGGAAUGGGCCAGCCCUGCCUCUGGGGGGUCCCGCCCUUCUGGAGACGUCAGGUUCUGGGAUGGGGGGAGGACUAGGUGACUUCUAGAGGCCCUUUCUGUCGUGAGAUUCCAGAAGUCUGUGGCUUUCUGCACCAUACACAGACCCUAGCUGUAGAUGGGAUUCUUCCUGGCCGGCGCCUGGGAGGCAGGGUGCCCCGGGGCACGCAGGGCCGGGGCGGUGAGAAGCCAGGCCUGCAGUCUGUGGCUUGCAGCCUGGGGGGACAGGCGGUCAGGUCUGCGUGCCCCCGGUGCCAGGCGAGACUGUGAAGUAGGGAGGAUGGGGACCCUGCGGGUGCCCUGGAGGGAAGGAUCCCGCCCACUUGAGGGGUCAGGAAGCUUCCCGCAGGGGGAGGAACAGGCCUGCAGGAAGGAAGGGCCGGGCAUCUGGUGGGCAGAGGGGUUCGGAGAUGAAGCCGGGGACUGCAGGUCACCCUCUGCCUGCCGCCUGCUGGCCACUCUCACGGCCAAGUGUGCCGGGCAGGGGGUGGGCUGGGCGGGCCAGGCCCACUGUGGGGAGCACUUCAGUCCCCAGUCGGCCGCCCUCAGGCCCCGGAUGCGGGGAGCUAGGUGGAGAGACAUGAGCUCCUAUUUGGGGCCUCAUGAGUUCUUGAAUGGGCUCACCCCUCAAGGAGCCCAGGGUUUCGGGCUUGGAAAGGACUUUACUGGUGACCUAGGCCCAAACCCUCAUUUUGAGGACAGGGCACGUGAGACCUGAAUGGGGAAGAACCACACAGCCAGGCCAGGGGGCCUGGGCGCCCCAUGCCUAGCACCGGCUGCCAUACCACAUUGCCUCAACAACGGGCCCCAGGGUGUCCCGCACCCCCGAGGGAGCUCCCCAGAUGGGACCAAGCCCCCUGGAAGGGAAGACGGAUCAGAAUGUAGAGAACUGGCCCAUGGCGGUUUCCUCCUGGUCUUCUGUGCACAGCGGGUGCCCUCCCGCGGGCUGGGGAUGGCCCUGCAGGCUCCACGGGGUUCCAAGUACCUGCCACCCCUCGAGAGGGCACCCAGCAGCCACGACCCUUCCCCAGGUGUCCCCUGGUCUGCAGGCCUGCGGGCGUGGCCUAGGGGACAGCAUCGGGGCACACUGCCAGGCUUCCGGUGAGCUCUGGGGGCGUCUGCAGAGCUGCGGGGCCCACUGCAGGCCUCCAGCGACUGCUCAGCACGCGCAGAGAGUUCCGGGAAGGAGGAAAGCUUCGCUUCUCUGCUCAGGUCCCCGAGUCACCCAGGGGGCCACGAGGAGCUGCGGUUUCCCCUUUCCUGCAACCAACCACAAAGCCUUUCUUCAGAGAGGGCCUUCUUGGCUCCCUGCACCCGGGCGCGUCCGUGACUCUCGGGCAGGCUGAGUCGACACCUCCCAGUUCGCCCAGCGGCUCGGAGGUGGCGGUGGGAUGGGGUGGCUGCGGGGCCCUGGGAAGGGAGGCGAGAUGACCUCAUGUUCGCGGCUACAGUUCUGCGGGGUUUCAGACCCUGGCAGUGCCAAGGGCCUAAGCACUGUGAAGCAGUUGGGAUCACUUCGGGUGGCCAGGACGUGGGCUGCCUCCAGUUCAGUUACUUUCCAAAACGACCCAUUUGAGAUCCCUCAGAGUUGUACAUACGUCUAACGGCGCUGGAUCUGUGUGCUUUCUCUCCGGCGCGUUCUUGGUGGCGCGGACUGUCUCGUGGCUUGGAACCCUGCUCCUAUGGUCCUCUGUUUGUCAGCGCUCACGGGAGCUGGGCCUUUAGGGUAAAAGACACUCCUCUGAGAUGCUUGUCUCCUUCCUGUUGCCGAAAUAGCGGGUCCUUUUUCGGGAAUUCGAUGUACCGUGUGUUUUGUGUGUAAACGGCGCUACCAUGAACAAAGAUGUAUUUUCUAUUUAUUUAUUCUAUAUGCACUUGGAGAAGUCAUGGUCAGAGAAAUGAAGAGUUGUCUUAAAUGUCGUGCGAGGGGGGUGAAUGCAGAGCCUUCUGUGGGCAGCAGAGGACCUUGGCUCUGGUUUGGAGAAUCUUGCUGUACCAUAGUAAACUCACAAAGGAUCUCCUU
This is a messenger RNA of Mustela lutreola (European mink), 7975 nucleotides long. It is a transcript of the gene CEMIP, whose product is annotated as cell migration inducing hyaluronidase 1. Bases 1193 to 5479 code for a protein of 1428 amino acids. NCBI's taxonomy places the organism in Eukaryota, Metazoa, Chordata, Mammalia, Carnivora, Mustelidae. The record is from RefSeq and is a predicted model, not a curated record. The transcript has 32 exons.